Molecule: messenger RNA, 1909 nt
Organism: Pseudo-nitzschia multistriata
Lineage: Eukaryota; Bacillariophyta; Bacillariophyceae; Bacillariales; Bacillariaceae
Source: the annotation of a GenBank genome assembly
ACUUCGUACGAAUUGCACGAAAAUUUUUAAAAUGAGAUCGUUGUAUUCCGAUACUCGUAGUAAUCGUACCUUCUACUGGUAAGUUACUCUCUAAAACCAUUUUUGUUUCUUACGGUACGUUACCGUAUCUACGGUAUGGUAUUGUAGAAUACGGUACGUACCAGGACGUAUGUGGGCUGGCUUCGCUUGGGUCCCCUGCCUGCGCUGCCUGGAUGGUUGACUAACCACAUCCCAAUCUACGGUAUGAAAUCAGCCCCUUUUAAAUUUGUUCCCCCAAUUCUUUUGCGGCCAUCAACACAUCACUAUCAACUCAUCCUUUGGCCGUCGAAUGGAAACGGUUCAGUGACGCACAAUCAAAAUGUCAGAGUUGCCUGCUACCUGUUACACGUACCGUACUUUUCCGUAACGUAUGGCUACGUACAAAUACUUUCCUACCGCUAGCGUAUUUAUUUGAUACGAUGAUAAAUAAAAGGCCGUCGAGGAAGAGUUUAGUUUUGUACAAUAGCUUCGUACAACAAUCGUACCGUACGGUUCACGGGAAGAAUCCUUUCUUUCAAUCGAAAUCGAAAAAAAAAACUCUCGAUUGGAACAAGUGAUCUCUCCGGUCGACGCUUGAACAAACACAGUCACGACACAAUUCACAACGCUUCCCAUCCCUGUCAAUAUACCCAACGCUUCACAUCAUAGACAACAAAAUGAAGUUCUCCCUCGCACUCUUCCUCCUCUCUGCCGCUACAUCGUCGGCCUUCCUCGCUGCCCCUAGCAAUAAGAGCGCACGAAUCUCGAGCACAAAUCUCUUCAUGGGCGGCGAAAUCACGCCAAAAACCAUCAAGGCCCUCCGAGACCUCACAGGUGCGGGUAUGAUGGACUGCAAAAAGGCCCUGACAGAAGCCGACGGCGACCAGGAUGCGGCUGCCGAAUUCCUGCGAAAGAAGGGGCUCGCGCAGGCCGACAAGAAGGCCUCCCGCGUCGCCGCCGAGGGGAAGAUCGCCAUUAGCUCAAGCGACGGGAAGGCCGUCAUGGUGGAGGUCAACUGCGAGACUGAUUUCGUGGGCAAGGAUGCCACCUUUUUGGCGUAUUGCGACCGCGUUGCGGGUGCCGCCGCUGGAGCUGAAUCCGGGAGCAUCGACGAUCUUAUGAACCAGGAGGUCGACGGAGAAAGCCUGGAGGCCACCCGACAGGCCCUCGUGUCCAAGAUCGGCGAGAACAUCCAGGUCCGCCGCUUGGAAUCGCGUGGCGAGGGUUCCACCACCGUGGGUGGAUACGUUCACAUGGGAACCAUUGGUGUCCUCGUCGAACUGGAGGGAGGUUCCGAAGAACUGUGCACGGACAUUGCCAUGCACGUCACGGCUAUGAACCCACCGUACGCCACCUCUGAUGAUGUUCCCUCCGACGUCCUCGACAACGAGAAGCGCAUCCUGACGGAGCAAGCCCUGGAGAGCGGCAAGCCCGAAGCGAUUGUUGAAAAGAUGGUUGAGGGACGAAUCCGCAAAUUCCUUGAAGAAAAAUGCCUCGUCUCGCAGAGUUUCGUCAAGGAUAGUGACAUGACCGUUCAGCAGUUGCUUGACAAGAACGAUGCCAAAAUGGUUGGAUUCAGUCGAUUGGUCGUUGGUGAAGGAAUCGAGAAGAAGGUGGACGAUUUUGCCGCCGAGGUUGCAUCGAUGGCGGCCGGCAAAUAGAUGUGAGGGCAGCCAUUGUCGAUCGAGCGUAGGUUCAAUCAUCACCAUCGCGCAUCGUAGGGUGCAUGAACUACUCGUACGUUCCGACUCGGGGAUUGCGAUGGACUGCGAUGGUUCUGUUUUGUUUAUUCAGGUCAUGAUGUUUUGCGUUUUCGUUAGGGGCAGACACUCGACGAACCUUCGAACGAAUCUAGCCAUGUAUGAUAGAAGUAACUGUUAAGUUUUAAUUU